AUGUUUCCAACUUCCUCUCUUGAAGUGAAUCAACCAGACCCAACGUUUUCUAGAAGUCUGUUAUAUUUCGAAAAUAUAAUUAGACAACAAAGACUGCUUGUAGCAGAUUACUCCCCAAAUGAUGAAACUCAAACGGACGAUGAUUCCAAUAACGGAAACAGUUCAACAGAUCAAACAGGCCAUGAGAAAGUUUCUGAACGGAAGGACAAAGUUCUUAUUCAAGGAAUCAAAGAAAGUGUUAUGAAACACUUCAAGGAAAAUCAAUAUCAAGGAUAUGUAAACGAAACCAAGCUUUUAAUAAAAAGUAGUUCUAAAGUUAAACCAGCAUCCUUGAUCAACAACUUGGUAUCACUUAAGUCACUGUGCAAGUCUGAGGAACUGAAAAGUAGUAUCGGUGGAUUGAUUUUCGACAUCAUGAAUAUGUAUAUGGACGGUGGUGCUCGAAUGUUCACAACUCACAAUCAUGGAUCUGGAACAAAUCUUGAAUUCAUCUGUGUUGCUGUAUACAAAUAUGAGAUAAAUGGACAAGAAGCCUGUGAUUUUUUACUUUCUCGCUAUUCUCAAGUACGACAAUCAAGAAUUGGAAUACUUAGCUUCUUUCAAAGACAGUGUAGUCCUGACGAGCUGAAAGAUAUGGUAGAAGCGAGUUUUAUAAAAGAGCUCGUAGAACGAAAUUUCGCGAAAUUGGAAAAUAGUCAGUUGUAUAUGAUUACUGAAGACUGA
Molecule: messenger RNA, 723 nt
Organism: Auanema sp. JU1783
Lineage: Eukaryota; Metazoa; Nematoda; Chromadorea; Rhabditida; Rhabditidae
Source: the annotation of a GenBank genome assembly